Molecule: messenger RNA, 2430 nt
Organism: Trifolium pratense (red clover)
Lineage: Eukaryota; Viridiplantae; Streptophyta; Magnoliopsida; Fabales; Fabaceae
Product: TPR repeat-containing thioredoxin TTL1-like
Exons: 5
Coding region: 456-2183 (575 amino acids)
Cellular component (GO): cytoplasm
Molecular function (GO): protein binding
Source: RefSeq, a predicted model, not a curated record
GAUUUCAGAAAAGAAGAAAAUAAAAACAGACUAUUGCAACAUUUGAUUAUUAACAUUACAGCUAACUUGCCAUCCCAACAUUCUAUUUUUCUUUUCUUUUUUGCUUAAUUUUAAUAAAUUCAUCUCAUGAUCACUCCUUCAAAUUUCAUCUCUACAAUUUCAAAAGAGAGACAUAAUAUAAAGUUAUAAUUUAAUGUUUUGAGAGCCUCUCCAGGAGGAGGCAUUGUUGAUUAAUAAUCUCCUGGAUCAAAAAAUUAUACAAUUCAAUUAUGUCUCAAGAUUGUGGAUUAUAAGGUGUUUAAUUGUUUAAACCCUUGUCAACAUUUUAUUCCAAAGGAUUUGGUGGGAUUAAUUCAUAUUUGCCUCACCCUUGUCUUGAUUAGCUUAGGAAGAAUUUAUUUGACUUUGUAACAAUUCAUUUUACAAAGAAUUUGUAACAUUAUACAUAGAAAAAAAUGGGAGACAUUUCACCGGAGAGAAAAUCGGGUUGUGGAUUGAUGACAACGGUAUUCGGAAGACAUAGUCAACGGUCGAAAAAAGCAUCCUCUACAGGAUCUUCUCCCAUACCACGUAGUAGAAGUGCCUCUAAAGAGGUAGUUUACGUCGAUCCACCUUCACGCAACGUAGCUUCUCGUUCUGUUUCCAAUUCUUCUUGUUCAUCAAAUAAUAAUAAUAAUCCACAGAGAAGAAACUCCAACGAAACGACAAUGCCACGUGGCAUGUCAAAAAAUUCAAAUUCAUCAACUACACAGGGGUAUGUUAACCAAGGUAGGAGGGUGCCAAAAGAAGUUGUUGGAAUUUCAGGUGAGUUAGAUACCAUGAUCAAUGAUCACCAAAAAUCUAACUCGAAAGGGAGUACUUUUGUUCGCGCUUCUUCUGGCAAUGUUAUGUUAUAUGGACAUUUAGGUAAUCUUAGACAAGGAGCUAAAGAUAAUAGUUAUUCAAAUGCAAUGGAUAAUUAUAACCAAUACUUUGAAAAUGCAAAUUCAAAUGUUGGAGGAAACACAAAGAAUGUGUCGAGUAUUAAUAAAGAGACACAUUCCUCGACGAAGUUGAAGGGAGAAAAUACGGGUGGUGGUUCACUUUGUAGGGCUAUAUCAACUAGAAUGGAUCCAGAACAGUUGAAGAUAAUGGGGAACGAGGAUUAUAAGAAUGGAAGAUUUGCGGAGGCAUUAUCUUUGUAUGAUGCAGCUAUUGCAAUUGAUCCUAAAAAGGCUGCUUAUAGAAGUAACAGAAGUGCUGCUUUAACUGCUCUUGGUAGGCUUCUUGAAGCUGUGUUUGAAUGUAGGGAAGCUAUUCAAAUUGAUCCUCAUUAUCAUCGAGCUCAUCAUCGUUUAGGAAGUUUGCAUUUUAGAUUAGGAGAAACAGAUAAGGCCCUUUAUCAUUAUAAACAAGCAGGGCCAGAGGCUGAUCCUGAUGAAGUUGCUAAAGUGAAGAUUCUUCAAGCUCAUUUAAAUAAGUGCACCGAGGCUCAAAGGGUAGGAGAUUGGAACAAACUCGUGGUCGAGACCUCCAACACUAUAUCAGCUGGUGCAGAUUCUGCUCCACAGAUAUUUGCAUUGCAAGCCGAAGCCCUGAUAAAACUCCGUAGGCAUCAAGAUGCGGACAACGUAAUGUCAAAAUGUCCUAAUUUUGAUGUUGACGAUUGUACCAAGUUCUUUGGACCAAUUGGUAAUGCAAAUUUGUUAGCAACACGAGCUCAAGUUGAUCUAGCUGCUGGCAGAUUUGAUGAUGCUUUGGAGGCAGCACAUAAAGCAACUAGGCUAGACACUAACAACAAGUUAGCAAACAAGGUAUUGGGAAAGGCUCGAGCCGUGACAGGUGCAAGAUGUAGAGGAAACGAGCUUUUCAAGGCGUCGAAAUUCUCUGAGGCUUGUAAUGCAUAUGGAGAAGGGCUUCAGCAUGAUCCAUAUAACUCAGUUUUACUAUGCAAUCGAGCCGCUUGUAGAUCAAAACUUGGUCAAUUGGAGAAAGCAAUUGAAGAUUGCACCGCUGCUCUUAACUUACGCCCAUCUUACACCAAAGCAAGGUUGAGAAGAGCUGAUUGUAAUGCUAAGUUGGAAAGAUGGGAAGCUUCAAUAGGAGACUAUGAAAUCUUGUUAAAAGAGACACCAGAAGACGAGGAAGUCAGCCGCGCAUUGUCGGAGGCUCGGGUCCAAAUUAAGAAACAACGAGGCGGAUAAAUGACAUAGUUAGAGGGGAUCAAAGAUCAAUGAAGAUACCAAAGGAAUAAACAUCUGCAAGUGUGAGUUUACCACAUGCUUUGUUUCAUGUCGAGAAAAGAGCGUUUUUUGUGUGCAUCGGCAAUUAAAGAAUAUUACACAUCACAAGAUCAAUCCUUUGGAAAAGAAAAGUGAAAUUGCAGUGUUUAGAGCCAAAAAAUGAAAUUCACUUCAGAAUUCAGAACAUUUCAGAUAUAAACACAGCACU